This is a messenger RNA of Trifolium pratense (red clover), 3245 nucleotides long. RefSeq names its product lysine-specific demethylase JMJ25-like. Gene Ontology annotation, biological process: regulation of transcription by RNA polymerase II. Gene Ontology annotation, cellular component: chromatin; histone deacetylase complex. The transcript has 14 exons. Gene Ontology annotation, molecular function: histone H3K9 demethylase activity; transcription coregulator activity; chromatin DNA binding. Lineage: Eukaryota; Viridiplantae; Streptophyta; Magnoliopsida; Fabales; Fabaceae. Bases 242 to 2974 code for a protein of 910 amino acids. The record is from RefSeq and is a predicted model, not a curated record.
AUUCCUUUUUCCCUAAACUAAAAUAUUAUUGGCUGAGGAAAUGGAAAAAACGCAUUAGAAGCUGAAUUCGCUAAAUUAAAUUUCAACAAACUGCUUUACCAAAAAAAAAAAAAAAAACAAAUUUCAACAAACUGUGUGCUGAGUAUCUGCAACGUGUUUUUCUCAUUCAUGGUUUUCUGAUUAUCAUCCAUCAUCAUCAGCAGAAUCUCGCGCUCAGUUUUUUUUUCCAUGAUCAGUAAGAAUGGAAGUAGUAGUUCCUAGACAAGAACAGUCAAAUCAACAUCCCGAGGAUAAUUUGAAGUUUUCGGGAUGCUCAAAAGCUUUUGGAAAUUCAAAGAGAAAGGCUGAAGAGUGUGGUGGUAAUGAGAAACCAGAACAAGAACCAGAAGGGGAACAAAAUAUUAUGGAAUGUUUGAAGGAGGCUGCAGUUGCACAAGAAGAACAGUUAAAGCAGGAUGCUAACAUUAAGCCGGACAAAAUCCCAAGAUGCUCAAAAGAUUUUGGAAUUUCAUAUAAGAGAAGAUUUCAAGAAUAUCAUACACAUCAUACCGAUACAAAUGCAGAAGGGGAAAAAGACGUGAUGGAAUGUUUAAAGGAGACACUCAAUCUCCCAUCUAAGAAAGGAAUUGAGCCAAAAAAGCAUGCUGUCAAAAACAAGAAAUGGGAACUUGAAGAUGAUUUAUUGAUGGACGAGUUUGAGCAAGAUGAAGAAAUGUUUUUUCUUCUUAAGACAAAGAACAGGAGCAGAGCUGGUAGAAUUGAUAACACAACGCAGGGUGUUCAACAAAAUACUCGUAAAUGUCAUCAGUGCAUGAAAAAGGAAAGAACAUCUUUUGUGCCUUGUACUAAAUGUUCAAAAAUGUACUGUAUGCGAUGCAUCAAUCAGUGGUACCCUGAUAUGUCUAUAGAAGAAGUUACUGAAAGCUGCCCAUUUUGCCUUAAAAAUUGCAAUUGCAAUGUUUGCCUGCGCUCGAAAGGAACAAUUAAGACAUCUACAAUGGAUAUCACCAAUUACGAAAAAGCUCAGUAUCUGCAUUACAUGAUCAACUUACUCCUUCCAUAUCUGAAACAAAUUUGUCAAGAACAAAGUCAAGAGGAAGACAUUGAAGCUAAAAUUCUAGGAAAAUCUUCUUCUGAGAUUGAGAUACCGCAAAAUCUUUGUGGAGAUAAUGAACGAGUCUAUUGUGAUUAUUGUGCUACUUCAAUUAUUGACCUUCAUCGGAGCUGCCCCAACUGUUCCUACGAGCUUUGCCUUCAAUGUUGCCAAGAAAUACGCGAUGGAAGCAUUACUCCCCGGGCUGAGAUGAAGUUCCAAUAUGUGAAUAGGGGCUAUGAUUAUAUGCAUGGUGGUGACCCUCUACCAGUGUCUUGUGAUUUAGAGAUUUCAGAUGGUAAUCUUGAAGUAUCUACCAAGUGGAAUGCCAAGAGUGAUGGAAGUGUUAGUUGUGUCCCAAAGGAGAUGGGGGGUUGUGGUAGUUCUGUGUUGGAGCUGAGGCGCAUCCUCCCCCAUGGGUGGAUGUCUGACUUGGAAGGAAAAGCUCACGAUAUGCUGAAAAUUUGGGAAGUUGAACAACAAACUUUUCAGCAGGAAGAAGCUGGAUCCAGCUACAACUCUAUGAGAAAGGAAUCCUUUACAGGAGGCACAAAUGAGAGUAACAUAUACUGUUCAGAGUCAAGAGACAUUUUAAGAGAAAGGAUGUUGCUCUUCCAAAAACAUUGGACUAAUGGUGAACCAAUUAUAGUUCGUGAUGUUCUAAAACAGGGGACAGGUCUGAGCUGGGAGCCAAUGGUCAUGUGGCGAGCAUUGUGUGAUAAUGUGGCUUCAGAUAUCAGUUCAAAAAUGUCAGAAGUGAAGGCCAUUGAUUGCAUGGCUAACUGUGAGGUUGCAAUUAAUACUCGUCAGUUCUUUAAAGGUUAUAUAGAGGGAAGAACAUAUGAAAAUCUCUGGCCAGAGAUGCUCAAGCUAAAAGACUGGCCCCCUUCUGAUAAAUUUGAAGAUCUUUUGCCCCGUCAUUGUGAUGAAUUUAUUCGUUUCUUGCCAUUUCAACAGUACACUGAUCCUCGAGCUGGAAUACUUAACCUGGCUGUAAAGUUGCCAGCCCAUGUCCUAAAACCUGAUAUGGGUCCAAAAACAUAUAUUGCUUAUGGGAUUACAGAAGAACUUGGUAGGGGGGACUCUGUAACAAAGCUUCACUGCGAUAUGUCAGAUGCGGUGAACAUUUUGACCCAUACAGCAGAGGUAUCAUUAACUGAUGAGCAACACACUACUAUUUCCAAACUGAAAGAAGCACACAAGGCACAAGAUGAGAGAGAACACUGUGCUCCAGACUAUGCUGCUGUAUGCCUAAAUGGUCGACCUUGCGACGACCGAGAAUGUAUAGAAAAUAAGGAAGUAUUAGAAUGCAAAGAUAUGGAUAACCAUCCUAUUGUAAUCAGUGGGGAUAUCUUUCAAAAUGACGUGUCUGAGGACACUUUUCCUGCUAUUUGUACAGAAAAUGAAACAAUGGUAACAAGUAGUGCCUUGUGGGACAUAUUUCGGAGAGAGGAUACUGAAAAGUUAGGAGCAUAUCUUCGAAAACACUCGAAUGAAUUCAGGCAUACUUAUUGUUCACCGGUUGAACAGGUUGUACAUCCAAUUCAUGACCAAUGUUUUUAUUUGACUUUGGAGCACAAGAAGAAGUUGAAGGAGGAGUUUGGUGUAGAACCGUGGACUUUUGAGCAAAAACUUGGAGAGGCAGUAUUUAUUCCUGCUGGAUGCCCACAUCAAGUCAGGAAUCUCAAGUCAUGCACAAAAGUUGCUGUAGACUUUGUGUCCCCAGAAAAUGUCCGUGAGUGCCUUCGCUUAACUGAAGAAUUCCGCCAGCUUCCCAAGAACCACAAAGUUAGAGAAGAUAAACUUGAGAUAAAGAAGAUGAUAGUCUAUGCCGUUGAUCAAGCUGUCAAAGAGCUAAAAGCUUUACUCGGUUGUUCUUGACUGGCUGAAUGCUGCUUGAAGAAAGCUACUUCAUUUUUCCCUGGUUGGUGGGAGUGUAUGUCUAGAUAGAAUUUUUUUAAUAUGGAAUGUUCAUUUGGAGGGUUUAAUGACACUCGAAAUAGAGUUACAUUUUAGACAAUUUCACAAAGUCUGUGUUUAUUACUUUUUUUGUUUAAAAAAAGUAAUAAACUGAGAAAUUUUCAAUAGAAAUACUACUGAAUAAUUAUGGUAUUCAUGCCAAAAGAAAAUACAUGCGUUAUAUUAGACAUUA